AUGGUACAUUUGGCGUGGCAUAGACAACAGGCACAAGUACAAACUGCUGUAAAUAAUACAACAAUAUCUGUACCAACGACUAGUACAAGCGUUAGCAGUGCAAGUGAUGAUAACAGUCAUACAAAUCACAAUUACAAAUUUGAUAAUAGUGAUAGUAGUAGCAGGAAUGGCUCAGGAAGUAUCGACAGUAAUCCUCAAGAAAUUGCUAGCGGGUCAGGUAUUACUAAUAUGGUUCGACCUGGGAAUCAUCAAACAAAAUCAUCUCAGGUCAAUGCUUGUAAAUGCUCAAUUUGUGGCAAAGUUUUUACAAGGCAUUGGCUUUUACAAGGACAUAUGCGAACACAUACUGGUGAAAAACCAUUCCAAUGCUCAAUUUGUACGAAAGCUUUUGCUGACAAGAGUAACUUACGCGCACACGUACAAACUCAUAGUGGUAUCAAACCAUACGUAUGCCAGCGCUGUGGGAAACGUUUUGCUCUGAAAAGUUAUUUAUCGAAACACGAAGAAUCUACUUGCAUACGGUCUAUAAUUAAGUCAAGGAGGAGUACCUAA
Thelazia callipaeda (thelaziosis nematode) is the source of this 552-nucleotide messenger RNA. The record is from the annotation of a GenBank genome assembly. Lineage: Eukaryota; Metazoa; Nematoda; Chromadorea; Rhabditida; Thelaziidae.